UACAGUCAGACGGAGCCAGGCUAGCCGCGGUGUGUUCUCAUUUGACUAGGUUUCGUUUUCUCUUGAUGCUUACAGUAUCUCCUUUCUGUCCUCCAGGUUUUCAGAGGCGGAAACCAUUCCACCAGAGGUGCGACAUCUCGACAGCCUACCUGGAUUGUGAUAACUGAAUGCAAAUGAAGAAGACAAGUACAGCUUCUGCGUUCGCCUUUGGUGCAAAGGCUUCUCCCUCCCCUGCCGCUGCUGAACCUGAAAUAGAUUCAGUUGAAGAUGGAGACCCAUCAACGUUGCCUCCUACUGCAAGCCAAAGUGGUGAGAAUAAACCAAAUAUAUUUGGAGCAUCCUGGCCCAGUUUUCAGGAAUCUCCGUGGCGACAGAUGGAUUGGUCUGAGGAGACCAAUGCAGCUCUGAUGGAGUCCAUCCGCUCAUAUAAGCCGGCCUGUGACUCAGUACCUGCUGCCAGAGUUCUGCUUAUCGGUCCGGUCGGAGCGGGCAAGUCCAGUUUCAUCAGCUCUGUCCAGUCUAUGUUCUAUGGACGGGUCGUGAACAGGGCCAUGAUGGGCUCGUCCUCCAGCUCAUCCACGAUGGGCUCGUCCACCAGCUUCACCAAAAAGCUGCAGUCAUAUCAGCUGUACAGCAGCAGAGAGAGAGUGGAUGAGAGUAUGUCCCUGGUCCUGUCUGACAUGGUGGGACUCGGGGAGACCAACGGACUCACGCUUCACGACACACUGGCCGUCAUCAAGGGGCACGUUCCAGAGGGACACAUGUUCAAUGCCUGCUGUCCUGUUGUGUCGGACACUCCAGGCUAUGUGAAGGAGCCCUCCCUUGCAGAGAAGGUCCACUGUGUGGUCUUUGUGGUCAGCGGCCUGGAGAUCUCCUCCUACUCGGACACCAUGAAGUCCACCUUCCACCAGCUCAGAGAGCUCAUCAGCGCCCUGGGUGUACACCAGGUGGCGCUGUUGACUCAUGUGGAUAAAGUCUGUCCCAAGACAGCCAGUGACAUCUCCCAAGUGUACAAGAUUUCAUCUUUGAAGCAAGUGAUGGUGCAGGCUGGAGCUCUCCUCAACAUGCCCCUCUCCUCCAUCGUGCCGGUGAAGAACUACUGCGAUGAGCUGGAACUGGAGCCACACACAGACACGCUGCUGCUCAGAGCGCUCGACCACAUCCUGCAGUACGUGGACCUGCACCUCAGAGACCAGCCAGCGACAGGCCAGAAGGCAGACAGGGCAGGACACACACGAGAUACACGAGAGAGUAGACAGCCUCCCCUUUAAAUUAUAAGGGUCUAUCUGGCAUUUUUGUCAAAUUUGAGUUAUUGACAUAUUCUUAUUCUGUGACAACUUAAGAAGGUGAGGUGAGGUGUUUUUGUUGUAUGCAUUUUAGGACAUUAUAUCUAAAGACAGACUUUGAAGCUCAAUAUCUCAGAACGUAGAUAGAGCUCUAAAAUUCCAAGGGGACGACAGGGCAGGACACACACCUUCUUACGAUUCAGAAGAGAAUUGAAAGAUGGUGGCAAGUUUAAGGGCCUGUGGCUAAAAAACACUCUCAGAAUAUUCUCUAACAUAUUUCUCAGAAUAUAGUUUAAAAAGGAAAUAAAUCUGAUUAUGCUACAGCUUUUACAUGUUUUCUGUAAUACCGCAGGUUUUCUGUUUUUUCUUGUGACUAUUUUUGGGCUUUUUAUUUGCACUGUUGUCUGCUUUUUGUCAGAGCAGUAGCCAAAAGCAUUCAACAUCCGGGAAAGAAAUCACUAUGGGGGAAAAGGUUUGUUGUUUUCAUUUGUAUUUGUUGUGUUUGAAGAAGCCACCUAUUAAUAGGAUGCAGCUUAGCAGCUACUCUUUAUAUUUUAAAAAUAAAAUGGCAAACAAAUCAGA
Messenger RNA from Alosa sapidissima (American shad), 1868 nucleotides. It is a transcript of the gene ifi44g, whose product is annotated as interferon induced protein 44g. Lineage: Eukaryota; Metazoa; Chordata; Actinopteri; Clupeiformes; Clupeidae. The record is from RefSeq and is a predicted model, not a curated record. The coding region runs from base 168 to 1271 and encodes 367 amino acids. The transcript has 8 exons.